AUGGAAGGGCUGUCUAUACUGAUGAAGGAAGUUGCUGGUUCUCCUUCUUUUGGGUUUCAUCCAAAGUGUGCUGCUAUUCAACUAACACAUCUGUGUUUUGCAGAUGAUUUACUGGUUUUUUCUGCAGCUAAGGUCUCAUCUGUCUCUUCUAUUAUUGAAGUCCAUGCUGAAUUCGAACUUCUUUCGGGAUUGAAGGCUAAUUCCUCCAAAAGUUCCAUUUUCCUUGCUGGAGUUGAUCAUAAUGUGAAGCAGGAAAUUUUAAAGCUUCUGCAUAUGCCGGAGGGAAACUUCCUGAUUAUCCGAUUGAUUGAGCAGAAACUCAAUCGGUUCCUUUGGAAUGGCAAAGAUUCUAAGGCACAUGCUAAGGUGGCUUGGAGGAAGAUUUGUGUUCCUAAACAAGAAGGGGGUCUUAGAUUCAAGGAUAUUGAAGUUUGGAAUAAGGCUUCCAUGCUUAAUCAUAUAUGGAACUUAUUCUCUAAAGUUGGUUCUUUGUGGGUUGCUUGGGCCAAGUCCAAGCUUGACGUGAUUAUCAAGAAUGGAGAAUGGUUUUGGCCUCAUGCUUGUUCUGAUGCUCUUGUGGAGGUUCAAAGCAGGCUUCUUGAGGUUGAGAUUGUGGAUGUUGAUUUACCUGUGUGGAACUCUAGUAGUGGCCAGUAUAGCUAUGCGGAGACAUGA
Molecule: messenger RNA, 675 nt
Organism: Alnus glutinosa
Lineage: Eukaryota; Viridiplantae; Streptophyta; Magnoliopsida; Fagales; Betulaceae
Exons: 3
Coding region: 1-675 (224 amino acids)
Source: RefSeq, a predicted model, not a curated record